AGAACAGUACGCAGUAGUGUAACACUGAAACGGCACAAUAUUGUUUCUUGUUACAGCCAUGUAUUCCAUCACUGUUUGCAGUUUAUUGUUGGUGUUAUCACAACACAGCCGAGGCCAGGAAUGCUUGAAACCUGCAACAACAGACAUCACUGUGCAAGAUUUUCUGUGCAGUCAACCUUACUUCUUCAGUUUUCUGCCGAAGGACGAAAACAACGUUUUAUUGGACAAUGUUUGUUUAACUUUUAUUCCUCUGCCUGAAGAUCCUAAUACUGUUGUGGAGUAUUCCUCUUUUGUCUACUGUGACGGAUCAAACUACGUGGAGUCUUUCGUAACAACUGCUGGUGCUAAAGGAACCUUCGUAGCGGGUAACCCCCGGGCGACUUAUCGGGACUACAUUGUGGGAUAUGCAGGGUGUGACAUCCAGGUUGUCUACAGAUGUCCUCUGUUUGGAGAUUCAACACCCCCGUAUACAUUUGGACUUACCACCAGUUGUACUUCCAUGGGACUAUCGUGCAUGCGGAAAGUUGAGGAGGUAAUCACCAACGCUGGUCUUCCUGAAAGCGAAUAUUACAUACUUCCCAAUAAACUACCUAACCGAUGUGUCACCAGAGCUGCAUGUACGAUCCAUCCCAACCCAUUCUACAACAAAUUGGGGCCUACUGUGGGAUUGGUGUAUUAAAAUGGAGGAUACUUACUAAAUAGGCCUACCUUUCAGGAACUACCGUAGUGAAAUUUGAGGUUAUACCUACUAAAGCAUGCAUAUUUUAAGUAUAAAUCUAAAUACGUUUAACAUCCUAUUAAUAUUCUCAUCCAUCUAUAUAUAGAAUAAAGUUUUCUCUGUAGUCUUUUUCACCAGCCCUACUUAACCGAUAGUUAGAUAGCUUUGUAAUUUGCAUUCGUAAAAGAUGUGGCAUGUUCCAUUCCAUACUUUGUCAGUUGUCGAAUAGCAUAAAUUGUAACGAGAAAACACAGUUUUAUUAAUUAUUUGUGUUUUUUGUGGCCAGUGGAAAGUUCGAGGCCCUUGUCUAAAUUGAGCGUCAAUUUUCUGUUUGAGGCUAAUAAAUGAAAAAUUAUAUCAGGGCCAAGAAUUGAUGUCAUCCAGUUAUAACGAGAUCUAAAUAAAGACAAAAUUAUGGUGUUAAGAAAUCUUGGGUUUUAACCCAUUUUCGAAUAAAGUUUGGGUCAAAUGGUUUGUAACCAAGUUGUUAAGUAAUUGAAAGUGGUAAACAACAAAGGUAAGGCAAAGUUGAAGGUUGUAUUGACAUUUGCAACUGCUUAGAAUUUUAACAUAGAAAAAAUACUAUAAGCAGAGUUUAAUUUUUAUGUAAAUGCAUGGUUUUUGUAUAAUAUACUGCUAAAAAUUUUGGUAAGAUCGUUGUUACCUUCUUGGCGAAAUAUUAAUGUAGAAGACUUGGUUAAGCUAUGUUAUACCUAUAAUACAUGUCGGAUUUUUAUUGAGAAAAUAAAUUGAAAAAUAUUUGCUAAAGAAGUUAAGAACAAAGUACUGUUCAUUGGAAAUUUCUCUUGGAUGUUGUAUAUACUUAAACGAUUUUUGUAAUUGUAAAAUAUAAUACUGAAAUAGAGUAUAUUGUUUUAA
Molecule: messenger RNA, 1597 nt
Organism: Macrosteles quadrilineatus (aster leafhopper)
Lineage: Eukaryota; Metazoa; Arthropoda; Insecta; Hemiptera; Cicadellidae
Exons: 7
Coding region: 59-679 (206 amino acids)
Source: RefSeq, a predicted model, not a curated record